AUAGCGGAGGAUCAGUGGGGUGGAGGAGAGAGGAAAGCGCGAGGAGCCCCGGGUCCACACAUCACUGGAUGCGGCAGCGGCAUGUGGACGACAGACUCACCGGAGACGCGCUGACCGGUCCGGGCUCUCAGUGGAGCGCAUGACCCGCCGUGAUGGCCGGGGGACGCAGAGGACUAGUGGCUCCUCAGAACACUUUUCUGGAAAAUAUUGUCCGACGGUCUAACGUUUGGACAUUAUCACAUAGACACACAGACACGAACUUUGUGUUGGGGAAUGCUCAGAUCGUAGACUGGCCCAUCGUUUACAGCAAUGAUGGCUUUUGUAAGCUCUCCGGCUACCACCGUGCUGAAGUCAUGCAGAAAAGCAGCACUUGCAGCUUCAUGUAUGGAGAGCUCACAGACAAGGACACAAGUGAAAAAGUUCGACUAACCUUCGAAAACUAUGAGAUGAACUCGUUUGAGAUCUUGAUGUACAAGAAAAACAGAACGCCGGUAUGGUUUUUUGUGAAAAUAGCCCCUAUACGAAACGAACAGGAGAAGGUCGUACUCUUCCUGUGUACGUUUAGUGACAUCACAGCAUUCAAGCAACCAAUAGAAGAUGACUCCUCUAAAGGCUGGGGGAAGUUUGCGCGUCUGACCAGGGCUUUGACCAGCAGUAGAGGGGUCCUUCAGCAACUGCAGCCCACCGUACAUAAAGGAGAGAAUGUACAUAAACACUCGCGCCUUGCAGAGGUUCUCCAGCUGGGCUCUGAUAUUCUGCCCCAGUACAAACAAGAGACACCCAAAACCCCUCCUCACAUCAUCCUGCACUACUGUGCCUUCAAGACCACCUGGGACUGGGUGAUCCUCAUCCUCACCUUCUACACAGCCAUCAUGGUGCCCUACAACGUCUCCUUCAAGACCAAACAGAACAACGUCACCUGGCUAGUGGUGGACAGUAUAGUGGAUGUGAUCUUUCUGGUGGACAUUGUGCUGAAUUUCCACACGACGUUUGUGGGCCCGGCCGGGGAAGUCAUUUCAGACCCCAAACUGAUUCGCAUGAAUUACUUGAAAACAUGGUUUGUGAUUGACCUGUUGUCCUGUCUGCCUUAUGACGUCAUCAACGCCUUUGAGAAUGUGGAUGAGAACUGGAAUCAUCGGGCUGUCACUCAAGGUAUUAGUAGUUUGUUUAGUUCGCUGAAAGUGGUUCGGCUCUUGCGUCUUGGCCGAGUGGCUCGCAAACUGGAUCACUACAUCGAGUAUGGAGCGGCGGUUUUGGUUCUGCUGGUUUGUGUGUUUGGGUUGGCGGCCCAUUGGCUGGCCUGCAUCUGGUACAGCAUUGGAGACUAUGAGGUCAUUGAUGAGGAUCGUAACACAGUGCGUACGGACAGCUGGCUUUAUAUGCUUGCUGAGAGCAUCGGGACACCCUACCGCUUCAAUGCAAGCGGGACGGGAAGAUGGGAAGGUGGACCCACUAAAGAUACAGUCUACAUCACGUCUCUGUACUUCACCAUGACCAGCCUGACCAGUAUUGGCUUUGGGAACAUCGCUCCAACCACAGAUGGGGAGAAGAUCUUCGCCGUGGCCAUGAUGAUGAUCGGAUCUCUCCUAUAUGCCACCAUCUUUGGUAACGUGACGACAAUCUUCCAGCAAAUGUACGCCAACACCAACCGCUAUCAUGAGAUGCUGAACAGCGUGCGGGAUUUCCUCAAACUCUACCAGGUGCCCAAAGGCCUGAGCGAGAGGGUUAUGGAUUACAUUGCCUCCACCUGGUCAAUGUCCCAUGGCAUCGAUACGGAAAAGGUUCUGCAGAUCUGUCCCAAAGACAUGCGAGCUGAUAUCUGCGUGCACCUGAACAGGAAGGUCUUCAAGGAACAUCCUGCUUUUCGAUUGGCCAGUGACGGGUGUUUGCGGGCUCUGGCCAUGGAGUUUCAGACCAUCCACUGCGCACCGGGGGAUCUUAUCUACCAUGCGGGCGAAAGUGUGGACAGCCUCUGUUUUGUGGUGUCAGGGUCACUAGAGGUCAUUCAAGAUGAUGAGGUGGUCGCCAUUCUGGGUAAAGGUGAUGUGUUUGGCGAUGUGUUCUGGAAAGAAGUAACACUAGCUCAGGCGUGUGCUAACGUGAGAGCGCUAACAUACUGUGACCUGCACGUCAUCAAGCGGGACGCGCUUCAGAAAGUCCUGGAGUUCUACACGGCCUUCUCCAACCACUUCUCCAGAAACCUCCUGCUUACGUACAACCUGCGCAAACGGCUUGUGUUCAGAAAGAUCAGUGAUGUGAAGCGUGAGGAAGAGGAGAGGCUGAGGAGGAAGAACGAGGCCCCUCUGAAUCUCCCCCCAGAUCAUCCCGUUCGCCGUCUCUUCCAGCGUUUCCGCCAGCAGAAGGAAGCCCGUCUUGCUGCUGUACGGCCUAAUUCUGAAGACUCUGAUCUUGAGAAGGGUCAAAUCCACAAUGAAGUCAUCAGCCAAGAUGUGAUUGCCACCACAAGCAUCGUUACUGUGACAGAGAGUCCAGCUACACCCAUCCCAUCCCACCUCAUCAAAAACCGCACCCUAGGUCCAUUCGACCAGGCGAAGCUUAGUGCCCCUGCCCCAAAUGCCUCCCGCAUGUCUGAACCACGUGCACGAGGAUGGGCAAGGUUCAGGGAGAGCGUGGCAAAGCCUGAGAGCUGGGGAAACGUUCCUAAAGCUGAAUCCAUGGAGACUCUCCCUGAGCGGAGUAGCUCCGCAAAGACUUCAGAGCCUAGCGGACUCAAGAAGACAGACUCCUGUGAUAGCGGCAUUACCAAAAGUGACCUACGGCUGGAUGAGGGUGGUAUCCGCACCCCUGUGGACCGCAGUCCAGUCCAGCCCGAUGGAAAAUCUCCCCCAAUCCCACCCAUUCCAACCAUUCCCGAACACACGCUGCAAGCCUCGCUCUUGGAGCUCCGCACUGAACUCAAAGAAGAACUGUCGGCGCUCGGGAACCGAAUGGUUGCGCUGGAGGCGCAGGUCGCUGAGGUGCUGAGGUUGUUGCGAAACAGAAAGUCUCCAACCUCACCCAUGUCGCUCUUCCAGAUCUCACGGCCAACAUCGCCAGACACAGACAAGGAGGACAUGUUCCCUUGAAGAAAAUGAGGUAAGAAUAUUUCUUCUUGAAAAGGGAAACUAUUGAGACUUCCUCUGAGAAGAGAAGAAGAAAUGGAACCACUUCUGACAUCUGUGCCAGCAAAAAGCAUGACAGACUUUGUCUGUGUGAGAAAGAGAGAAUGAGUGAGGGAAAGGAUGGAAUAAGACACUGGAAAGGAGGAGAGGAUGUCUUAUCCCAAGGCAGAGCAUCUGCGAUACCAAAGUGAUGGCGUGUUGGUUGUCACACGGAGACUCUGUGUGGAACUGCUCCCUGUUUUAGUCCUGCGAGGCUGACAGACAGUGAGAGCUCUUGCCGCAGGGCCCACUCUGACUGAUGGUUGUCAUGGCAAUGAGCCAUCCCCAAAUGCAAGUGCGGACCCUUCAAGAUCCAACUCAUGUAGCAAGUCUUCCCCUCUCUCUUUCACUCUAUCACACACACCGCUGUUUAUGCUCUGCACUUUUUCUGGUGUGGACAUCUUUUCUGCACCGUCCUGCUGGUUAACUCACCGCCGAAUAUGAGCCUUUUUCAGGAAUCAGAGCUACGCGUCUUGCGCAGAUAUAGGGCGGUGUGGAUUUGAGCUGCUAGACGAAAGAUUGAAGAACACAAGAGUAUUCCAGAAACCACGGAAACCCUAGACAGCUUCGGUGAAUUACUUUAGACAAAUGUGUUUGUACAAUGACAAAUCAACUACUAUCCCAAGAGUUGUACACGUUACAGGAGAAACUAAUGAGCUCUGUAGGGGUUUUAUAGUGUAACAGCUGUUAAGACCCUUUUCCAUGACUUGCGUCAAUGCAUCUCUCAACAAAAUAAAAAAUAAUAUCAGACAACAGUGGUUUAACAGAUGUUUAGGAAUGUUAUCAUUGUAGGAUAUUAUUGCGUUUUUUUUUUCUACACAUAUCAGCCAACACUGAACAUUGUACAGUAUAUUUAGCUUUUUGUUUAGGUAACAUUGGCUGUCCUUUAAUGCUCACUUGAUCUUUAAAAGAACACAUAUUUAACAAGACUGUUAAUUGCAUUCUGUAGCAAAUUUUUCAAUGAUUUUUUUUCAUAGUGUCCGUUAUGUUGUGAUGCCUAACUUCACAUUUACUAUUUAUAAUAUGCUUUUUUUUUCUUUUUUUUUUGUAAUUUAUACAUAAAGCAUUUAAUAUUUAUCAUUAUCAGUUAUUAGUCAUAGUGUUUAUGGCUUAUAUCAUUAGCCAUCAGAAAAUUUACAUUGGUAUAUCCCUAUAAACAUUUUUAGCCUGGUCCAAUAUAAGAGUGAACAAAAAAGGGCAAAAGCAAAACUUUCAUUACUACAGUUAUUCUAACAUAUCUAAUAUUUUUUUCUAUAAAUAGACCAUUUCAAUGAGGUCAUGUCAUUGGCCGUGAACAUUU
This is a messenger RNA of Danio rerio (zebrafish), 4461 nucleotides long. NCBI's taxonomy places the organism in Eukaryota, Metazoa, Chordata, Actinopteri, Cypriniformes, Danionidae. The record is from RefSeq and is a predicted model, not a curated record.